AUGAAGGCUACUAUACGGCCGUUUAUAAAGGCACAAGCUCUCUCCCAAUAUACCAGGCGUCAAGUCGUCUUUCAAUCUCAAUGUGUUUCCUCCGUCAUAGUGAAGGUCAAGAAUGCCUCUACAACGCCAACUACUACUGACGGACGGACAAACGAAACUACUCCAAGAGCCAUACUAGCCCGCCCUAAGAGACUGGAAGUCCCUCUACCCAGUCAGGGAGAAGAACCUACACCUCUCCGGCACAUACUGACCAAGUUCGACCAAGUGGCAAACUGGGCCCGUCAAGGCUCCUUAUGGCCCCUGACCUUCGGCCUCGCAUGCUGUGGCGUAGAAAUGAUGGCCGUCUCCAUGCCCCGCUACGACCUGGAUCGCAUGGGUAUAAUUUACCGUGCCUCGCCCCGCCAGGCAGAUGUGCUUAUUGUUUCGGGCACGGUGACCAACAAGAUGGGUCCAGCCCUGAGACUGCUAUACGACCAGAUGCCGGACCCGAAUUCCUGUGGAUGUGUAUGUGCCUGGUUGUCCGCCGACGGCAGAAGCGUUUCUGUAUGGGAUUUUGCAGUUGAAGAAGAAGAUUGCGAGACAGAGGACGACGAGGAUGUGGUAUAG
Molecule: messenger RNA, 606 nt
Organism: Trichophyton rubrum CBS 118892
Lineage: Eukaryota; Fungi; Ascomycota; Eurotiomycetes; Onygenales; Arthrodermataceae
Exons: 4
Coding region: 1-606 (201 amino acids)
Biological process (GO): electron transport coupled proton transport; aerobic respiration; mitochondrial respiratory chain complex I assembly
Molecular function (GO): iron-sulfur cluster binding; NADH dehydrogenase (ubiquinone) activity
Source: RefSeq, a predicted model, not a curated record